AUGGAGGAGGUGCAGGUGGAUGUCGAGGUGCACAUUCGUGAUUGGAGCACCACUCGAGUGAAAUCAAAGAGCCGUUUAGCGUACUCGGUCCUGAAAGUGGCAGGCUGGAAGCUCUUGCAAGAGCAGUUCUUCAAAACUCGCUGUGUGCAACAUUCCAUCCAGCCAUGGGGCUCACUCUCAAGCAACAAGGACCGAAAUGAUGUGCUCAUUGUUGGAAAUGACAACCGAGGAUACGGUUUUAUUGUUGCUAGUCCGAACGAAGAAGAGCGUCUACUUCGAGAGGCAAGGAACGAGGCAAGGCAGGAAAGAAUCAAGCAAGCAAGACUUGCUUUUAGCAAGAAGUCCCGAGAAACUAUCAGGAAAAAGCAAGAGAUUGAAGAGCAACGACGUAUGAGUGCACAGAAUAUGGUUGAGAUGCAGAAUGUCGGAUGCUGCAUCGGAUUUUGGAUCAGCGCACGUAGCAGCCCCAAUGCUUGUUGCAGAGUGGCUGUGCUGGACCAGAAAAGAGAGCAGUCGCAAUGCCCCCUUGCAAUUCAAUCGAGGAAUGCAAAGAGGCUUGAACGGACAAGAACCAUCGAGGCAGAGAGAGAGAGGAUACGAGCACAAGCUGAUCGUCGAUUUGAAUCGAACAGUCUCAUCCAGCAGGAGCAAGUGCAGUACACGGCUUGUACUACGAUCACGCAGCGGGUCAAGGUCUCUGAAUCACAACCACUUGGAAGUCAGCCCCGUCUUCUUGCAUCGAAGAAACAUAAACAGGAUUACGGGCAGACAAGAUUCCACGCAGUUCAGAUUUUCCGCCAUAAUCACCAAAAUGUUAAAGACAAUGUUCCACACAGCCUCUUCGAUGCUAAUGGAGAAAUUUGUAUCGUGAAUGCACACGAGGCAGCAAAGGCAAUGAGCAUGAUCAAUGCAAGCCAAGAAAUGCAAAGAAGCAUCAAAUUUCACAAUGAUGACAAGAAAGCAAAGCAAAGAGAAACAGAGGCGAAACGUUGGCUUGAAAAACGAAACACAGCAAAUCGAGUUAUGGAAGACCUUGUCAGGCUGUCGUCGAAGCAGGAGAAAUAUUACAAAAAAAGCGAUUCGCCUUGGGACGCAUACCAUUCCAAGGAGUCGAGGAGAAUGUCUAUCCAGAAAUCGCAAAAGCAAAAAGAGCAUGACCUGAUCGAUGCCCUUCUUGGCCCGUUAGAUGAAGAUGAUGGAGCUGAGCACGACCCGGCUGAACAGGCUAUUACGAGAGAUGACCAGACUUUGGAUGCCCCACAGCCGUUGAACAGGGAUUGUGACCUUGAAGACUCCUUCACCUUGCGGAGGAAGGAAAUUUUGCGUCAGUACGAACAAGAUGGGUACUUGAGUAAUGGCAAAAAGGCAGAAAACGAGCGUUUGACCAAGAACGAUGAGCUCCAACGUGACCGACAGAUUGCAGAUCUCGACGUGAAGAAGCCUGACGACCUUGAUGUGCAGCCAAAAGCAACGAGCCACCAGGCUGUGAUUGAUUUGCAACACUUGCAUCAAGCGCAUAGCUCAUCACUUGGUACAGCUUUAUCUUCAGAAGACUCGCUUGAUGAAGAAGAGGAAAGGCCGCUUGAUGGAGGUGACCAAAUAGCUGAAGAAGAGAAACAGGGAACAUCGGAUCAUUCACGAAAGCAACAUGAGUUCUUGUCUCAGAUCGAUCGCAUCCUAACAAUGCACGAAAGUCGUGGCACACAAGCUAAAGGCUGGACACAGCCGUUGACACAAGGAGGUCAAACAAUCGACCUGGGAAGUUUUCCUGCACCUCGAUACAGUGGCAGCGCACUUGUGCAGGCUGCAGACGACAAAAAUGUGAAGGAUGAUUUAGAACCCGAUGUCGAUGCUGAUGAUGAAGAAUGCACUGACGAGAACCAGCCAUCGCUCACGGUUGUAGAGAAAGGAUGGACUUCAGAAAGGGAUGAACGAGGAUCUGACCUCGCUUUUCAGCCUCCCCAACCAACCCAUGCUGCCGAAAGCCACAGCCAACAGCAGUUGGCAGAUGAUGUGAAAGAAGAUAGCGAACUGAGUACUGAGGCAAUCGUUUCAUCUACCUAUGCUGAGCGGCGAAUGGAAAGCAAAUGGGCUGAGUCGGGCAAGGGCUCGACUCUCGUCAAUCCGGAUAUGGAGGAAGCAAGUCCACAGCCCUUCCCUUCAAGGCUGACUGACAUGAAGCUUUCGUUCGUCGCUUCCGGUGACGUGGCUAGAGCAAAAGACAGAAAGGAGAUGGCGUCUCAGGUCGGAGGCCUCUCUGCAGCGAGUUCAUCUGGGUAUGAAGAGCAAAGAAACGACCUCGGACGGAACGCAUUGCAUGUAGAGAUAGGGAGAGCUGGGGAGGAGCUUGCAGAUGACAGUGAUCUAGAGCUCUCGGACACACCUCCUUCAUCUCCAUCCCAGCAGUCAUCAUCCAGCUGGGGGCUCCCUCCCUUUCAAGUGCCGGAACUCUCGUCCUCCCCUAACUCAUCGAGGACAUCCAAGGAGAUCGGCUCUUCUCGCGAAAGGCACCGCACGAGCGACGAGAAGUAUCGUGAAGCACAAUCCCGGGACAACUACUCCUCGGUCCUCAGCUCUCUCCGAUCUCUCAGUGAAGUCCCUUCCAUCGAAAUGAGCCCCAGCAGCAGCGAAUCCGAUGGUGACGAUGACGACGAGGGCAGGGAUCGUGGCGUGUCAAUGUCGAGGAGCGAUGCAGAGGCUCAGGAUCUUGACUCCAUGACAGAGCUCCGCGUCUCAGAUGAGCUCAGCUCUUCCCUGCUCCACCUGAGGCUCGAGGAGCAGGAGGCAGCUGGGGCUGCAGAGAUGAAGAAAUGGUCUCCGAGACAUGCGCUGCAAGAGUCUCAAGACUCGCUGGAGGCUUCAGAACACGAGUCGGAGGACACCUUCAGCCUGUCAGAUAGCGAGCCCAGCAAGUCCCCAGCACGGCGACUACAGGAGCAGAGGGGCGAUGAUCCGCUGACGAGACGUGACGAGUGGGACGAGUCACUGCCGGAGAUGAAGAUGCUUAGACAGGCACAGCUGAAGCGACAGGUGAAGGAGGAGGAAGAGACUCUAGGCGUUGACUGGGUCCAGGCGAUCGAGGAGCGACGUCGGAAGAUUCAAGAGCAGGAGAGGCAGCGCCGGGACAGGCUCAUCCGCUCUCGCACGGGACCAGCGCAGGCCAAGAUGCUUCGUUGA
Guillardia theta CCMP2712 is the source of this 3177-nucleotide messenger RNA. RefSeq lists its product as hypothetical. The coding region runs from base 1 to 3177 and encodes 1058 amino acids. The record is from RefSeq and is a predicted model, not a curated record. The transcript is spliced from 14 exons. Lineage: Eukaryota; Cryptophyceae; Pyrenomonadales; Geminigeraceae.